This is a messenger RNA of Eimeria mitis, 1719 nucleotides long. RefSeq lists its product as uncharacterized. The transcript has 10 exons. The record is from RefSeq and is a predicted model, not a curated record. Gene Ontology annotation, molecular function: zinc ion binding; transcription coregulator activity; metallocarboxypeptidase activity. Gene Ontology annotation, biological process: proteolysis; regulation of transcription by RNA polymerase II. Bases 1 to 1719 code for a protein of 572 amino acids. NCBI's taxonomy places the organism in Eukaryota, Apicomplexa, Conoidasida, Eucoccidiorida, Eimeriidae. Gene Ontology annotation, cellular component: SAGA complex.
AUGGCUGCCUACUUCUCUUUAUUCCUGUUGCUGCAGCAGCUGCUGCUGCGGCUGCUGCUGCAGCUGCUGCUGCCGCAGCUACAGUUCGCGCAAGCAGACCCACCAUUAGAUACACUGCAGCAGUUAGCUGCAGCAGCAGCACGACGCCCUGGGAACCCUGAUGCUGCAGCAGCAGCACUGAAGCCAGCAGCAGCAGAAACAACGCUGCGAGGCGUACAUGGACAGCAGGAGUCCUCUGCGCCUCUUUCAACAGCAGCAGCAACGGCAGCAGCAACAGCAGAUGCAGCAGCAGCAACAGCAGAUGCAGCAGCAGCAGCAGUAGAACGGCUGCUAAAGGGGCAGCUGGAGCUGCCACUUACAUACAGCAGCAUUCUCUCGCUGCUGCCGCUGCUGCAGCAGCGCUUCCCUCACCUUGUCCGCGUUAAAGACGCAGUGAAGGUCUUCGGCCUGCAGGACGAAGCAAAGGAGCUUAUCUGUGGGAAUCAGACCUGCCGAGUGCCGUAUGUAGAGCUGGGCCUCCGCAGCAGCCUCAACAGGAGCACACCCACAAUCUUUUACAGCGGACUGCUGCACGGAGACGAAGUGGUGGGCCCCACCGUGGCGGUUUAUUUAGUUGCGCUUUUGGCCUCACAGUUUUCUGAGCUUGACGAGGUCAGCUGGUGGCUGCUGCCUUCGAGCGGUAUUUGUUUAUUGCGGGAAUUACAUGGCAUGGCGGCAUGCGAGGGGCUGCUGGUGGCUGCUGCCUUCGAGCGAUAUUUAUUUAUUGCGGGAAUUACAUGGCAUGGCGGCAUGCGGGCGAUCAGUCGGCCUUGGGGUUCCUUUGACCACUCAGAGCCCGUCGGGCAGGGUUCAUUCCGCAGUCGGCCUUCCCCUGACGAUGUGGCCUUUGCGAGGCUUGGCCAGUGGCUGCAGGAUGCGGGUGGCCCUAGCGCAUCGGAGUAUACAUCUCCUUAUUUAUCUGCUCACUUUGUUGCGGAGCAGCGGCGUCGUCGUGAGCAGCAGCGUUUGCAGCAGCAGCAGCAGCAGCAGCAGCAGCGUCAUUCUUUAUUGCGUUUAUUUUUAGGGGGAGAUGAGGAAGAGUUUGUCGAUGAACAAACCCCAGAACAAGCGCAUGCAUACUACCCCGAGGGCCCCAUCUCUGAUGUUAUAUAUCCUGUGAAUGGGGGUUUAGAGGACUGGGCGUAUUCUGCUGCUUUCCAGCCAAGCCCUCUCCCUAUCAGUGCAUGCAAAGCCAGCCCCAAAACACCCCGCAUGCAUGCGCAUGCGCAUGCGCAUGCACAAGCAAAACGCAUGCAAGCAGCGCAAGAAGAACACAUCCAUAUACCCUGGUGGCAACAGUGGCUUCCUGCUGCUGUCGCAGCUAAGCAACAAACCCUGCUAGAGAGUGGACACGCGCAGCAGAAGCAGCAGCAGCUGCAGCAGCAGCAGCAGCAGCAGCAGGAUGAAGAAGAAGAAAAACAACUAACCAUACAAGCAGACUUCUCUGCUGUUCGAUGCGCCAUCUACCUCGUUGAGACACAUGAUGAUAAACACCCACGCCUGAAAGAAUACGGGGAGUUUCCGGUGUCACUAGCUGCGGCGCCAGCUGUGGCGGAUGGGCUCGUAGCUCGGAAUGUCCGCAUAGCCGUGAAGAUGGCUGAAAAAGUUCAGCCCGAUCUGCUGAUCCUUGCAGCUCCUGCGAUGUAUCAAGCCCCAGACGAAGCAGGGGAAAUGCCAUGA